AUGUUACAAUUCAAAUUAGUCCUAUUAGGUGAUUCAUCUGUUGGUAAAUCCUCCAUAGUUCACAGAUUCGUCAAAGAUUCAUUUGAUGAAUUGAGAGAAUCUACCAUCGGUGCAGCAUUCUUGGCACAAACUAUAAAGAUUAAAGAUACUGAAACUCAAGAGGAUAUUGAUAUCAAGUUUGAAAUUUGGGAUACUGCAGGGCAAGAACGUUAUAAAUCUUUGGCUCCUAUGUAUUAUAGGAAUGCUAAUGCUGCUCUGGUUGUUUAUGAUUUGACCCAAAAGAACUCGUUGAGUAAGGCAAUGAGUUGGGUCGAUGAAUUGAAAAGUAAAGUUGGGGAUGAAGAUUUGGUCAUUUACUUAGUAGGGAAUAAAUUGGAUUUAUGCGAUAAUGUUGAAAAUCGAGGAGGAAAAGAACAAGAGGAAGAAGAAAAUAAGAGGGUAGUGACUACACAGGAAGCUGACUCUUACGCGAAGGAUCAAGGUUUGUUAUUUGCUGAAAUUAGUGCCAAGACCGGUCAAGGUGUUAAAGAAGUGUUCCAAACAAUUGGUGAAAAGUUGUACGAAAUUAAAAAACCUGAAUUACUGGCAAAGAAAAACAGAGAAUAUGGGAGAAAUAGUUCGGAAGCUGUAGAUAUUAAUAUUCAAAGACCAAAUACAAAUGAUCCAACUUCAUGUUGUAGUUAG
This is a messenger RNA of Naumovozyma dairenensis CBS 421, 684 nucleotides long. It is a transcript of the gene YPT52, whose product is annotated as Rab family GTPase YPT52. Gene Ontology annotation, molecular function: GTPase activity; GTP binding. The record is from RefSeq and is a predicted model, not a curated record. The transcript has a single exon. Lineage: Eukaryota; Fungi; Ascomycota; Saccharomycetes; Saccharomycetales; Saccharomycetaceae. The coding region runs from base 1 to 684 and encodes 227 amino acids.